Molecule: messenger RNA, 2617 nt
Organism: Cucumis melo (muskmelon)
Lineage: Eukaryota; Viridiplantae; Streptophyta; Magnoliopsida; Cucurbitales; Cucurbitaceae
Exons: 15
Coding region: 384-2279 (631 amino acids)
Biological process (GO): nuclear DNA replication
Cellular component (GO): nucleus
Source: RefSeq, a predicted model, not a curated record
UCUUUUAGAUUUCCCUCUUGUUUUCUGAAAACUCUCCCACUUUCCUCUCCAUCUCUUCCUCUAUUCCAAUCUCUCUCACGAGACGCGUCGGACUAUCCUCACGAAAACGUUCGCUGCGCUCCUCUCUCACGAACCUGCUCGAUGUCGCGCGCUGGUCGUCCGCUGUCAUAGCAGUUGGUGGUCCGCCCGCGCCUCCAGUAGUCCCCGCUGCACGGCCAUACGAUCCAAUAUCUCUUUCUCAGUGCCACUCUAAGUAUCGUGGAUUUCAUAUAAAAGAUAGAAUACUUUCUUCACGGCUACUAUCUUCCCGUGACAUGGCAAUGUGACUGGCACUGGUAUGCUGCGACUCAUUCACUUUGUUGAAGCUGCAGUCUCCAUUGAGUAUGGCAGAAGUCGUUGCUCCAAGUUCUUUGCCUUCAGCUUCUCAUGAUAUUGGUGGAGGGGCUCCAAAGACUGGGAAAUCAAUCUUAAUUAGAAGAAAAACCCCAUCAGAACUAAGGGCAGAGCAGUUGAAGAGAUCGAACGAUUUGAAACUUCUGGAUGAAUCUCCUUCCGCUGCUUUUGCUUCCAACAAUGCUUUGGGCAAUGGGUUCAAGAAGCCAGGGUUACUCAGAAAUCCUAGAUACAUUGAUACACGCAUGGAUGAGGUAUUUCAAGUAAAAAAAUCUAGGCUUAGGAUCUUAUCCGGGAAAGAUAAUCCUAAGGAAAAUAGUCCGAUGGAGCAGACUAGCAGUUUCAUGAAUAUAUCUCUGCUUUCAAAUUCGAAUACAAGUCAAUGCAAGGGAAAUUCUGUUGGUCAUGCUGAUGUUGCCCUGGAUAAGACUGUUAAAUCUUCUCAAACAGUUGAGAACAGUAGCCAAAGUGUAUUUCGAAGUGUCACAGAGCUCUCAUCUGGUGGUGACAAAUUGACUGGCUUGACAAGCAUUGAUAUGGGCAAAGCAUUAAAAGGACUUUUUGCUCGUGAAACCACUUCAGUUUCUAGUUUACCACCAGACUCUUCCAAGAGAUUCAACAAUGCUUCAUCAACUUAUCCAAGUGAUUUAUGUGGUGAAAUCUGCAUACUAGGUCAAAAGGCUCCACUUGAUUUUACUUUAAAAACUAGCAUGCGAGUGGUGUCCUCCUCCUCACUCAGUUGGAUCCACAAGAUAAUUGUGUCUGCUUCUAUGCCUCAGUUCUCAAUACAAGAUGGUUCACAGGAUCAAGUUAGGAACUGUGGUGGAGAUCUGCCACCAGCUUCUCAAGCCUCAGGCCCUUUGAUUCUCCAUUCAUGGGUUUAUCCUCAAUCUACCUUGCCAUCUUCUCUUGUUUCAGUCUUGAAUUCUUCCGGAACAGUAGAAGCUGAGUUCCUCAGCAGACGUCAACAAGCAUGGGAGGACUCAUUUCAGAGCCUCUAUUAUAUGCUUCGGAAUAAUAUUUGUAGAGUUUUUUAUGUUUGCACAUCACAAUUUGUGGUCAUGUUUACAAGUGGAGAUGCUUCUGGGGGCAACAAACACAUGUGCAAUGCAUAUAUUUCCCAGUCAACAAGAGGCUUGAGGUCUAUUUUGAGCGAGAAUGGUGUUUGUUUCUCUAUGCCUCUUUGCCGUUCUAAAGUUGAGCAAGUUAACGCUGAAGUUCUGGUUGAACUUUCAGAGAUAGAGAAGUAUAAUUUGGGACAGACACAAAGAGAUCGUUCAUUUUCUGAUGUAGAUAAGAGCUGUCAAUCUUUACUGUUUUUCAGCGAAAACAAAGAUGUGCACAGAUUGUAUGAUAUCCUGUUAAAUUACAGAUCUUUCUUGACUUCAUUAGCUGUCAUGGAUGUUCCUGUAUUGUUAUCACCUGUUCUCUUUCGGAAUGCUGCUCUUUCUUCGCCUCAGGUCAAGUUCAAGGAGAUGAGAAGUGCAAACUGUAUUGCCGCAGUACCUAAAGGACGCACAUCGAAAGAUGGAGAUUCAACUAGUCCCUCAUCUGUUGGUGUCUCUUAUAGCCUUGAAAUUAGUGAUGCAUAUAUUCCACCCUGGGUUGUUUCCAGCGUAUGUGCAGUGAUGGCCAUGGGUUCCAAAGGAAAAAGCUUCGAGGCUAGCUUCACUACAGACGCUAUCUCAACCGGCUUGAAUGUUGCUCUUGGAUCGGUAGACGCUGAUGAAUCCAAUUCUCCAGCUAAAGCCAUUGAAGGCCUCAAACCUAUCAACCAUGUCUUUGGAAUACCGGAAGUGAUUGCUUCCUUAUCCUUGCGUGCAGGUUUUUUAAGGAGUUUAAAGUACUCCGACGGUUCUUUUACGGCCUCUCUCUCUCCUGCAUGACUUGCUUCAUUUUGUUAUAUUUAAAGCCUUAUGAUUACGACAGUAUGACGAUCGUUCCUUUGUUAUUUAUCUUGUAUAUACUUUGUACAAUUAGAUUUUGAGUAGCACUAAUUGAUCCAUUUCUUUUGUGGACGUUGAUUGACCAGCAUUGAGAAAGAAAGAAAAAAACUGUUUUUAUCGGUUUUAUGUUGAGUUGAGUUGAUAAAUGUUGAACGAGUCUGUAAGUUUAACAAUUUCAUGGUUUUGUGAUAUUACGGGUGUGGGGUGCGGUGAAUUGUUGGAAGUAAGUUUGUUACACUUGGGAACCUUUAAUUUUAUUAAUUACCUACCUUGCUAAA